AUGCGGAUCAAAGGCGAUCCGCAUCGACGGCCGUCGAUGAUGAAACUGUUAAAAAACGUCGAUAAUAGUUCAGUUGUUUUAUUAUUAUUAGUGCUGUUGUGUUAUUGUUGUUUGCCAAUUGUGGAAUCAGUGAUUUUAACGCCCCCGUACUUCAAUUUGGCCGAGGGUAGGAAGAUCACGGCUAGCGCCACAUGCGGCGUGGACACACAAGGGCCGGAGUUGUACUGCAAACUAGUCGGGGCUAAUGCCGAACACGAUUCCAACGUCAUACAGGGGCAGGUGUGCGAUUACUGCGAUCCUACCCGAUAUGACAAAAUGCAUCCACCAGAAUUUGCUGUGGACGGAAUGGAGACCUGGUGGCAGAGUCCGCCCCUGUCCAGGGGGAUGAAAUAUAACGAAGUCAAUUUAACCAUAGAUUUGGGACAGGAAUUUCACGUCGCAUACGUUUACAUUCGUAUGGGUAAUUCACCUAGGCCUGGUCUUUGGGUUUUGGAGAAGUCAUCUGAUCAUGGGAAGACUUACACACCUUGGCAGUAUUUUUCUGAUUCGCCCUCUGAUUGUGAAACAUAUUUUGGGAAAGAAAGUUUGCAGCCCAUUACAAAAGACGAUUCUGUGAUUUGCAACACUGAAUAUUCCAAGAUUGUGCCUUUGGAAGGCGGAGAAAUUCCGAUAUCAUUGCUGAAAAAUCGACCAUCUGCUAAUCAUUACUUCAACUCCAGCGUCCUUCAAGAGUGGACCAGAGCAACAAAUGUUCGUUUCAGGCUUUUGCGGACCAAAAAUUUAUUGGGACAUUUGAUGUCUGUCGCAAGACAAGAUCCUACUGUGACCAGGAGAUAUUUCUACUCAAUAAAGGAUAUCUCUAUCGGUGGUCGUUGUAUGUGUAAUGGUCAUGCUGAUACUUGCGAUAUUCAGGACCCGAGUGACCCUAGCAAAUUGAUGUGCAGAUGCCAACACAACACCUGCGGACCACAAUGCGCCUUCUGUUGCCCUGGAUUUGAGCAGAAAGCUUGGCGACAGAGCAAGAGCUCACACAGAUUUGUCUGCGAACCUUGUAAUUGUCACAACCAUGCGUCGGAGUGCGUAUACGACGCAGAGGUAGAUGAACGACGCGAAUCUCUAGACAUUCAUGGUAACUACGAAGGAGGUGGCGUAUGUCAGAAUUGUCAAGAUAACACAGAAGGAAUCAAUUGCAAUAGGUGUAAACCGAAGUAUUAUAGACCUGCAGGAAAAUAUUGGAAUGAGACAGAUGUUUGUCGAGAAUGUCCGUGCGACGUAUUCUAUUCUACUGGAAACUGCGCCGAAGAAACUGGAGUUUGCGAAUGCCGACAAGAGUUUCAGCCGCCAAAUUGCGAUGCUUGUAGUUAUGGCUAUUUUGGUUUCCCCGAUUGCAAACCUUGUGAAUGUCAUCUGAACGGAACCGAUGGUUACCACUGCGAAGAGAAUGGAUACUGCCCCUGCAAACCUAACUAUAGCGGAAAUUAUUGUAAAGAAUGUGCCGAGGGUUAUUACGGAUUUCCUGAUUGUCUUCCCUGCGAAUGCAAUUCUGAAGGUUCUCUUACUAAUGUUUGCGACUACGCAUCAGGACAAUGUUCUUGUAAAAAUAACUUUGAUGGAAGAUCUUGUGAUAGAUGCAGAAAUGGCUAUUUCAAUUAUCCGACUUGCGAGUACUGCAACUGUGACAUUCAAGGCACAAUAGAAAGUGUGUGUAAUUCAACUACUGGAAAAUGCAUAUGCAAAAUGGGCUAUGGAGGAGAACGAUGCGACCAAUGCUCUCCUGGAUAUUACGGAUAUCCUGAUUGUCGUCCAUGCAGUUGUAGCCAAACCGGAUCUUCAUCCACGAUAUGUGACGCGUCAGGAAAGUGCCCCUGCUUGAUCAAUUUCUCAGGCAGAACUUGCGAACAAUGCUCUCCUGGUUAUUACAAAUAUCCCGAAUGUCUACCAUGCAAUUGCGAUUCAUACGGAGCUAUAGGAAUAACUUGCAACACAGAUGGACAGUGCGAGUGCAAACCUAAUUUUGAUACCAUCCGAUGCGAUGUUUGCAAAGAAGGAUUUUAUAAUUAUCCUAAUUGUGAAGAUUGCAACUGCGAUCCAGCAGGUGUGGUAGCUGAAUUUGCCGGAUGCGGUUCUGUUCCAGCUGGAGAACUAUGCAAAUGUAAGCCACGCGUUCAAGGCCGUAUUUGCGACCAGUGUAAACCUUUAUAUUGGAAUUUAAAUCCAAGUAACCCUGAAGGAUGCGAGGACUGCGGAUGCCAUUUUUCUGGUACUGCUAGCGGUAUUGGUGUAUGUAACGAUCGCACUGGACAAUGUUUCUGCAAACCGUCUGUCGCCUCGCGAACAUGUAACGAGUGCGCUGAUGGAUUCUAUAGGCUCGAUAGAGAUUCGGUAUUUGGCUGCGAAGCUUGUGAUUGUGAUGUCGGAGGGUCUAUUAAUUCUAGAUGUAACAAAAGAACAGGUCAAUGCGAAUGCCAUCCUAGAAUUACUGGACGUACUUGUACAGAACCACUUCAAACUCAUUAUUUUCCUACGCUGUACCAACAUCAGUAUGAAAUAGAAGAUGGUUAUACAGUUGCGAAUACUAAAGUACGAUAUUCUUAUGAUGAACGUAAGUUCCCAAAUUAUUCAUGGAAAGGGUACGCAGUUUUUUCACAAUUACAGAAUGAAGUUAUUCAAGAUGUGUACAUACUCAAAUCCUCCGUAUAUCGCGUAGUUAUUAGAUAUGUAAAUCCAAAUACAUUUAAUAUUGCUGGAACAAUUACUGUGACACCUGACAAUCCUAGUGAUAAUGAACAAACUUUUGACGUCCUAUUUAAAAGUACAAGCGACCCCGCUUUUGUUACCGUUUCGGGAGCUAAAGGAAAUUCUCCUUCACCAUUCGUAAUGAAUCCUGGAAAUUGGUAUGUGCACAUUAAAGCAGACAAGAAUCUAUUUAUUGAUUAUUUUGUGCUUUUGCCAGCCGCCUUCUAUGAGGCUUCUAUUCUUACGCAAAAAGUUGACACACCAUGUAAAAUCGAUCAAAUGGGAUUAUGUAGACAUUUUGGCUAUCCGGAUGUAAAUCAUUUUGAUAUGGUUAAGGGCUCAGGAGCAUUUGUUGAAAAUGGAAACAGCCGAGAACCUUUAAAAGAAUAUAUUUCUGAUGCAAAACAUUUACAAAGCCUUCGGCUAGAGAAUAUUCCAGUUCUCGGGACAAAUCAGCAGAAAAUGAAUUUGGACAUGACUAUUACCAAACCUGGGCAGUAUGUUCUAGUAGUCGAUUACAUCACACUUCGUUCCAAUCCAACUAUGGCGGAUGUAAAAACUGAAGUUAGUACUAAAAAUGGCAGAGAACAUGGUUCACUUUAUCUUCCUGCUUGUAUAUAUUCAAUGGUUUGUCGUCAAGUUAUACUAAACCGCCAAGGAAAUGUUGCAAGCUUCAAUUUUGAAGACAAUUUUGUUAGCAUAAUUUUGGACAGCGGUAAUAAUACAGCCACUGGAAUCAAAUCAAUUUCAGCUAUUCCAAAGGAAGACUGGUCAUUAGAUUACAUUCAACCGAAAUCUGUUUGUGUUCUAAAAGAUGGUAAAUGCACUCAAACCAAAUUUUCGUUGCCUCCUGAUUCAAAGAAAAUUGAAUUUGAAAUUGAAAAUGAAGAACUUAUUGUAGAAAAUCCUGAAGAUAUCACCGACAAUGCAACAAAAUUAAUUUAUCUUGACAACAUAAAUCCUAUGAUUGAUAUAAAGUCUAAUGUAUCCUAUCCCGGAUAUUAUACAUUUGUAGUUCAGUACUAUCAACCUGCUCAUCCAGAAUUCAAUGCAGAAAUACUUAUACAAAAUGGUCAAUUUUAUGAAGCUAAGUUAUCACUGCCACAUUGUCCUUCUAAUGCUGGUUGUCGUAGUGUUGUAACACAAAAUAAUGAUAACAAAUUCUUUGAUCUAACUGAAAACUUUGUUAUGUCAAUAAAAAUGCCAGAAGGUAAGGAUGUAUGGCUUGAUUAUUUGCUUUUAGUACCAAGAGAACAGUACACCAAAUCGUUACUGACAGAAGAUAUUUUUGAUCAAACAAAGGAAUUUAUAUCUCAAUGUGGACAUGAUCAUUUCCACAUAAGUGCAAAUUCUACAGGUUUUUGCAAAGAUGCUAUAUUUUCACUCACAGCAGAUUAUAAUAAUCGUGCUUUACCCUGCCAGUGCGAUUUUCAAGGGUCUCUAAGUUUCGAAUGUGAAAAGUUUGGAGGACAAUGCGAAUGCAAACCGAAUAUUAUUGGUCGAAAAUGUGAGGAAUGUAAAACUGGAUUUUAUGGCUUUCCAGAUUGCAAACCUUGCAAUUGUCCCACUACUGCCUUAUGCGAGCCUAGAACUGGUGCUUGCAUAUGCCCUCCUCGAGUGACUGGACCAAAAUGCGACCAGUGUGAGAGAUUCACAUACGGUUUUGAUCCUAUCAUUGGUUGUGAAGACUGUAAAUGCGAUCCGUUAGGUAUUGCUUUAGGCCACCAACAGUGUGAUAUAUUCAAUGGAAGUUGUACUUGUAAAGAAAAUGUAGUAGGUCGUACCUGUGAUAGAUGUCAAAACGGUCACUAUAGAUUCCCAUGGUGUGAAUCUUGUCAGUGCGAUACAAAAGGCACAUUGAUGGAUAUUUGUGACCAGGUUAGUGCAGAAUGUUUCUGUAAGAGUAAUGUUCAUGGUGAGGCUUGUGAUGACUGUAAAGACGGCACCUUUAAUAUCCAAAAUGAAAACCCCGAUGGUUGCACUAAAUGUUUCUGUUUCGGUAAAACAACCCGUUGCGAAAGUUCUUUGGUAUCGGCCCGUAUAGAAAAUAUGAACGACUGGAGUUUAUAUUCUGUUAUUCAGAAGCCCAAUGCGGUUAAUGUGUCGAGAAAAGCAGCAACUCCAGAAGUACUUUCCGAAUCUGUGAUUGGUGUAAAUUUGGAUAAUGAAGAUUUCAAUACCAGCAUAACAUAUUUUAGUGCCCCCGAAUAUUAUUUAGGUAAUAGGCUGAGUUCAUAUGGCGGAUUUUUGAAUUACACUAUAUUUUAUACAACUGGAAUAUUUGGAAGUGCUAUUAGUGGCGGCGAUGUAAUACUUCAAGGCAAAGGUAGUUUCUUGAUUCACGAAUCUCUUGAGCAGCCUGCUUCAAAUAUCUACUAUAAAGCAUCAGUUGAAAUUAUUGAAUCUAACUUUGUGUCACCAUCAGGAGUACCGUGCACUAGAGAACAACUUAUGGUUGUAUUAGAGAGUUUGCAAGGGUUAUUUAUUAGAGCGCCUUAUUGGUCUUCCAGUGUUACAACGCGUUUGCAAAAUGUUUCAUUAGAUACGGCAACGGAUACUUAUUAUCGCAAUGCAGAGCCUGCUCUAGCUGUGGAGGAAUGUCAGUGCCCGCCCAAUUAUUCUGGUUUAUCAUGUGAAGACUGCGCUCCAGGGUAUUAUCGUUCAAAUACUGGCCCAUAUGGAGGGUAUUGUAUACCCUGCCAGUGUAAUGGCCAUUCUGAUACUUGCGAUGUUAACACCGGUAAAUGUUAUGAUUGUCAACACUUUACAACAGGAGACCACUGCGAACAGUGUAUAACAGGAUAUCAUGGUAAUGCCACAAUAGGAACACCAAACGAUUGUUUGAUUUGUGCAUGUCCACUGCCAAUAGCCUCAAAUAACUUUGCAGUUGGAUGUGAAGUAAGUUCUGAUGGCAAUCGAAUUUCUUGCGAUUGUACAGAGGGUUACUUUGGAGCUAGAUGUGAAUCAUGUGCCGCAGGUUGGUUUGGUCGACCGGAAUCGCCCGGAGAAGAAUGCACCCCUUGCAGUUGUUCAGGUAACAUCAACGCAGAAGAACCUGGAUCAUGUGAUUCUAUAACUGGCGAAUGUUUAAAAUGUUUAAAUAAUACGGCUGGUGUCGCGUGUAACUUGUGCGCUCCCGGAUAUUUUGGAGAUGCAGUUACUCUAAAGGAUUGUCAAAGUUGUAUAUGUGAUCGAAUGGGUACUGAAUAUUGUGACAGUUACGUCGGUACUUGCAAAUGUUUCGAUAACGUUGAAGGAGAUAAAUGUGAUAGAUGCGCAGAGAAUCAUUACGGCUUUAAUAGCGGUCGUGGAUGUACACCUUGCGAUUGUGGUAUAGCCUCUGAAUCCGACCAAUGUGAAGAUUCCACCGGUCAAUGUAAAUGCAAGCCCGGAGUUGCAGGACGCAAGUGCGAUAGAUGUGCAGCCGGUUACUGGAACUUAACAUCAGAAGGCUGCGUUUCAUGUAACUGCAAAAGUGAAUACUCUCUAGGAUUCGGAUGUAACGUUAAUACCGGACAGUGUGAAUGUUUACCGGGCGUCGUUGGAGAAAAGUGUGACCGUUGUCCGCAUAGAUGGGUUUUAAUACAAAAUAGUGGUUGCUACGAAUGUGACAAAUGUGCGCAUGAUCUGUUGGAUGUCACUGAUCAAUUAUAUGAUAUAAUAGAACCUGUUUCAUUAGACUUUAAGAGCAUUGCUUCUGAUUACUUUUUAAUUCAAAAACUAGAUUAUAUAAAUAAAACUGUGGGGGAACUAAACAAGAAAGUGAACUUACUAGAUCCAAACGACAUCGAAUUAACUCCUAUCAUAUUAGAAAUUGAAAGUUUAGAUCAAGAUAUUAAUAAUCUAAAUCGACAGGCGGAAUACAAUGCGGAAAAUGGAAAGGAAUUAAGUCCUCUGGGAAACAAUCUGAAAUCAUCCGCAAAUGAUAUCAUUUCUUCAAUUCGUCAUGCUGUUACGAUGGCGCAUACAACAGUCAACGAAGUUGAGCAAUUGGCUAAUAGUUUAGAGACAGGCCAAGAACAGAAGCUAGAUUCUUCGCUCGCUGAAGGCAAACGGCUUCUAGAGGAAAUCAAAUUAAUCAACUUAAGUAAUAUUCAUAAUGAUGUGGACACUCAGUUGGAUAAGGCGGAAAUAUUGUUAGAAGAAAUGGUUGAUUAUGCCAAUCCUGCCGCAGAACAAAAGAAACAAUUGGAUGCUAUUUUUGAAAAAGUAAAGACAUAUAACAAUAAAUUGGACAAUAUGUACAAUAAUUCGUUAAUAGCACGCGGACUUUCUGAUAUUGCAGUAAAUCUUACUACAACGAACACUGAAAAGAACGCAAAAAGCAAAAUAGACACAGUGAAAAAUCAACACAGAGAACUCAAUGAUACUUUGGAAUUAGGGAAAGCACUUUUAGCAAAUGCUACGACAAAAUUGAUGGCCACUCGUCUUAUUCAAAGUGAUUUAGAAAAUAAGGGAUAUGAAAUUAUUGAUUUGAAUAAUAAAUUGAACUCAGAUCCGUAUCAGGAUAAAAAAUCAGAACUGGACCGACUUAUAGAACCGCUGCAAGAAGCGCAUCAGCAUGCAAAUGAUUUGCAUAGUUAUGCCAUGACAUUGGAUGAUAUGUUAGCCGAUACUCGUAAUACUUCGCACAAUGCCGUACAAGCGGCGACCGCUUAUAAAACUAUCAUCGACGAAAUCGAUAGUGCUGCAGCAUACGUGAACGAAGCACAAGAAGCGUCGGCGAACGCGAGCGACAAGGUUGAUGGUCUGGCAGAGAAAACUGGCGAAACUGAGUUUGAAGCCCUAGAGCUACUGCACGCUUCAAGAGAAGCCUUGGACACAGUACAAAGAAACCUCACUGUAGGAUUAGAAAAGGUAAACGAUCUCGUAGAUAAAAUAGAGUCCCUUAAUGAACAAAGCGAAAUGACGGCCAAUGAAAUUAAUGACGCUCUGGAAAGAAUAUCAAGCGAGCCUUUGGAGGAAGUUGCUAAAAAAGCUGCUGAAGACUCAAAAGUCGCGGACGAGAAAGCUAAAGAAGGGUUGGGAAUUCUUUCUCCAAUAAUAUCAGACCUUACAGAAGAAGUCGCUAACGCCAAACAAGUAGCUAAGGCAUUUGAUGAUACCAAUAAAGAUAUAACUAGAACCCGUAAACAAUUGGAAGGUAUACAAGAUAGUAUUCCAGAAAUUGGAGCUUUAGCCCAAGACGUGGAGGAAGCUCAGGCUGGCUUAAAAGACAAUAUAGAAAAUCUUGAUGAUGAGGUAUAUGCUAUUAAAGAACAAAUUUCAAAUGCUCGCGAGUUAGCCAACUCUAUAAAGGUAGGUGUUGCCUUCCAACCUAACACCACAUUAGAACUGGCACCUCCGAAAAAUCUACCAUUAUUGACGACAUCUACUAGAAUUUCUGGUUAUUUCAAAACUGAAAAACCAAAUGGUUUUCUCAUGUAUCUAGGAAAUGAAAAGGAAGAUGAAACCGAAGCUGGCGAAGAUGACGAUUUCAUGGCUGUUGAAAUAGAUCAUGGUUAUCCAGUACUAGUAAUGGAUAUCGGAAACGGCCCAGAAAGAAUUAUUAAUGAUAAAUAUGUAGCCGAUGGGGAAUGGCAUGAAUUUAUUGUUGAAAGAACGGGUAAGAAUGUUAAACUUAUCAUACGUGAUGAAUUAGAAGAUGGUAAAGUUCAAGUACACAAGAAAGAAGAAAUAUUAAGCGGACCCCAUACCAUGUUUAAUGUAGAUCAAGAAAAUUCUCAUCUAUUUGUAGGAGGUUUCCCAAAUACAUUCACUAUUGAUAACAAUGUGAAAUAUUCGUCGUUUGAAGGUGAAAUAGAAGAUUUAACAAUAGGCGAUGAACCGGUUGGCUUAUGGAACUUUGUCGAUGCUCAAGAAAAUUAUAAUGGCGCUCAACAACGUGAUAGAUUAGUUAAACCAGAGAAAACGGAGACUGGAUAUCGUUUCAGUAAACACGGUUAUGUUUUAAUAGAUGUUGCUUCCCGCGGAAUUGGGCGUCAAUCAGAAAUACGUUUGAAUUUCAACACAAACAAAGAUACCAAGAAUGGUUUGCUAUUUUUGAGUGGUAACCCUCAAAGUUUCAUUUCUGUUGAAAUGCGCAAUGGUAAAAUAUACUACAAGUAUAAACUUGAUCGAGAAACAGUUGUUAUGGGAACAAGUGAGACUUAUAACGAUGGCCAAUGGCAUACUGUUAUAGCUGGCAGAGAUGGUAGAAAGGGUCUUCUAAAAUUAGAUGAUGCAGAAGUCAUAACUGGAGAAGAUUCCUCAGGUUCAGUGGAAAUGUUGCAAGAAUCUGAUCGUUUGUUCUUCGGUGGAUAUCCUAUGAAGCAUAAUGUGUCCAAUGUUACCAAUAUGGGUUUCGAUGGCUGUAUAGAUGGAGUACAAAUCACAGGUACACCCAUUGACUUGAGUUCCAAUUUGCGUGCUGUAGCGGUUAAACCUGGUUGCCCCAGUAAAUUUGAAAGAAUAGUAUCAUUUGAUAUUCAGUCUCCGGGAUAUGUGAGGCGGCCAAAUAUUUCAGCUGCCAACUUAUUCCAGAUUAAUUUGAAAUUCAAGACGUACUAUAGCGAUGGGUUGAUAUUCUAUGCUAGCAAUCACGAUCAAACAGCUACUGUAUCAUUGUCUUUGGUGCAAGGCAGAUUACACUUCAGGAGUCAAAGGGAAGAGUUGGUCACAAAGGAUAAUAACUACAGCAACGGGGAAUGGCAUGUAGUAACAGUAACACACGAACCCAAUGCUCUGAAGCUGGACGUCGAUGACACUCGUCAAUAUAGUUCGGAUGGUUCACCGCCUAUGUUGCACAUGAUGUAUGGUGAUUUGUGGAUAGGUGGUCUGCCCCAAGGCUACAGCAUUGCGAGCGGAACUAGUGCAUCGGAAGAUUCAUUCUUUGGAUGUAUCGGCGAUGCUACGCUCAAUGGAGUUGUUAUAAACUUUGCAAACUCUACUGAUAGGGUCGGUGAUAUUUUAGGCACUUGUACACACGAAAAAUCUCCUAUAGACAUCGAACCUCGAGUACCUAUUUUCGAUGAACAUCCUACUCAUUCCGAAACUGCUACAUCUCAUCCUGCAAAUGAAGACUUUGAGAAUGAGAUAGAUCCAGAACCACACCCAGAACCUCCAGAAAAGCCUUACGUUCCUCCAGAAUUUGUCACGGAACCACCUGUAUAUCAGACAACACACGAUGACUUCUUUGAAAAUGAAAUUAUACCUGACGUUGUUACUGAAAAACCAAUUCAUCAUAAUAAACCAGCGAAACCGUCUGUCGACCCCAUACCAUUUGGCCCUCAUGCUAAACCAGCAGAAGCCACUUUUGAAGAUGGCUAUCGUUUUGGAACAACUACUAACAGUCGACUGCAAUUUGAGUCUUUACCUGGAAAAUAUAAAAACAAAUUCAAAUUUUCAAUAGAAUUUAGAACUGCAAUUGGAAACGGAAUUAUAUUCUAUGCAGCUGAUGCUCGUCAUGUUGAUUUUGUCGCUUUGUAUAUGAUGGACGGUAAACUUUACUACUCUUUCAACUGCGGUUCGGGACCCGCACACUUGACAGCAAAUGAGCAAUUGCAUGAUGGACUAUGGCAUACUGUUGAAUUCUCGAGAGUGCAUACUACGGGCAGUUUAAUAGUAGAUGGCAUCGAGGUGGCGACUGGAGCGUCUAGUGGAAAUACAAAGACAUUGAAUAUGGAAGCACCUUUCUACCUGGGAGGCAUCGAUCCUGACUACUCGAAACAAAUUAAGAACAAUAUUAUGGAUAUGAAUGAUACAUUUGAUGGUUGCCUGAGAAAUUUCAAACUAAACGAUGUUUCUGUGAAUGAUAGAUUCAAGAGCACAGGUGUGAUACCUUGUGCUGAUGCUGUCGAACCAGGAAUGUACAUGAGCGGUGGCUACUUAAAGAUAAAGGAUAGAUUCAGAGUUGGUAGUGACUUUAACAUCAAAAUGGACAUCAAAGCUAGAACUAACAACGGUUUAUUAGCUUCCGUACAUGGAAAGAGGCAUUAUUUGAUUCUGCAAAUGAUAAAUGGAACUAUAAACUUUACAGUAGACAGUGGAAAAGGACCCAUGGUGACAACUUUCACACCGCCAUAUCCACAUUUCUUCUGCGACGGAAAUUGGCAUUCUGUGGAGGCAGUAAAAGUUAAAUAUUUGCUAAGUUUAGUAGUCGAUAGUAUUGUUGUAGAACCGCACAUCGAUUCCUUGGCGCCUAUAAUGACGGAAACUUCCAGACCAUUGCUUAUCGGUGGUCAUCCUCAUUUUGCUAAAGUCCGUGGAGUAACUGCACGAGUACCUUUUAUUGGAUGUAUAAGAAAUUUGGAAAUAAAUCGUCUAGAAAUGCAUUUGUCCACCAAGCAGGCGUUCGGUAAAGUGCAAGGCAGUGUGUGUCCGACGAACUAAAUUUCAAUUCAUACAAAAUCAAACAAAUCACCGGAAAUGAAAAUGUUAAGUUGGUGGAUCUUUUGAAAAAAAAUUAUUGUAUUUUUUAAUUUGAGUGCAAAUUUUUCUAAGUAUAUAA
Ctenocephalides felis (cat flea) is the source of this 11224-nucleotide messenger RNA. RefSeq names its product laminin subunit alpha-like. Gene Ontology annotation, cellular component: basement membrane. Gene Ontology annotation, molecular function: signaling receptor binding. The record is from RefSeq and is a predicted model, not a curated record. Lineage: Eukaryota; Metazoa; Arthropoda; Insecta; Siphonaptera; Pulicidae. Gene Ontology annotation, biological process: regulation of cell adhesion; cell adhesion; regulation of cell migration.